Melanotaenia boesemani (Boeseman's rainbowfish) is the source of this 5439-nucleotide messenger RNA. RefSeq names its product ArfGAP with GTPase domain, ankyrin repeat and PH domain 2 (gene agap2). Gene Ontology annotation, molecular function: protein binding; GTPase activator activity; GTPase activity. The transcript is spliced from 19 exons. NCBI's taxonomy places the organism in Eukaryota, Metazoa, Chordata, Actinopteri, Atheriniformes, Melanotaeniidae. Gene Ontology annotation, cellular component: nucleus. The record is from RefSeq and is a predicted model, not a curated record. Bases 1088 to 4507 code for a protein of 1139 amino acids.
UGGAUUACAUGUUAGAUUGAGGAGGGGCAUACAGAGGGAGGAGCCCCAAAGAAUUCUGUCAGUGUGUUGGUGAGAGAAGAGCUAAGCAUGUCUGAGGGUGUGAUCUGCUUCGGACUGGCUGAACCUGUGUGACGGAGUGUCUGUCAGAGGCUUCGGAGCCGGUGGUGGAGCUGCUGGAGAGCUGACCCCCACUCCCCAGCAGCCUCCUGUGGACCAGCUCCGUGUUGUCAUGCUCAGCGUCUGAUGUUUUUAAAGGACACAGGCUGCCCAGAAGCCAGGAGAGGGGCGUGAUGGCCGGAUGGAACCUUACUCAUUCAUGCAUCUCCAGAUAUUUGCUUGGACUUCUGCUGGCGUCCCCUCCUGAUUCCCUCCACCCACCCCUUAGCGAGGCUAUCUGCCUUCCUGAAUGGAGACCGCUGUACCCACACAUGUGAGGAUCACUGUGACAGCCCAUGAUCUGGAUCAGACUGCCUUCAUCGCACUGCUUUUAGACGAUACCUGCAGAUUUCUAAAGAAUUUACCUAUUCACUCAUCAGCUGCUCUUCUUCUCAUCCUCCAUGAUUUUAACACAGACAGCAGCUCUCCUGAUCUGAAUCUGAGCUGACUGAUGCUGUCAAUGACCAGGAUGGACUGAGUUACAUGUCAGAUGGGGACGCAUCACAUUAAGAUAAGGUGAAGUAAAUAAAUACCAUCAGAGAUGAUUCAUCUGACAUGGUAAUGAAGAUUUAUUUGCCUCAUUAGCUGCAUGCUUACAGGAAGAGAUUUGAAUGCUUCUAGGGACAAAAGACUGACAGCGUACUGAAGGUUACCAGGAGUGGAUUUUGUUUUUGUUCUUUUUCCAUAGAAAUAACAAUUACAGUCAGAUCAGAAAUCUAUAAUUGAAAUAAAGAAGGUCAGAGACUGGAAUCUGGGGGAUGGAUGAUGAAACCAUAGAGUCUUCCAAGGAGAAACUUCAUCUCCCUCCAUGUAAAUUUUUAGUUUCCGUUGUGCUGUUAGAUUCUCUCUCACCCAACCACGCUGCAGAUGCUCUGUCGUUCAUGUUCAGUCUGGUUGAAUUAAUCCACGGUGUCUUCUAAAGCCUGGCCACAUGAGUGGAGGCGGCGCCCUGCAGCAACGCACUACCUACCUCAUUUCCCUCACCUUGGUGAAGGUAGAGGCUGUGGAGGAGAAUGGAGGAGAGGGCAAGAACGCCUCCCAGGGGAUGGAGGUGGAGGGUGGACAAGAAGGGAGGAUGAGAGUGGAGACUGAAGGUGGAGCUCCUACUCAGACUGAAAAUGGGGCUGGAGUGGCUGGAGGAGACAGCAGAACAUCCCCCCUCCCAACAGAUAGCCUGACUCCUCAUGUUGAUGUUGGAAGUAAAGGAGGUAAAAGGCCUCCAUGUGAGCUCCUGAUCUCUGUUCCUUCAGAGACAAGGACAGUUCAGAAGUCUCCAGUCAUAGCUGCGAAGAUGGUUGUCACCCAAGAGGCAAAGCAAAGCAGAUCUCCAUCACUGGAGGUGGUAGAGCCCAGCCAGACCCCCACCAGAACGAGUCUCCCAAUUCGUCCAGCAGGACAGCGUCCCGUGAGUCUCCUCAAAUCUCACAGCAGUGUUGCCACCCGUGGUCGUGAAUCCAGAGAGGGCCGAGAGCGAAGCCCUACUUCAGCACAGAGCCUGGAUCGAAAGGACUGCCGCGGGCUGACGCGCUCGCCAGGCCCCUGCCGUGCCUCCUGGGCUGAGGCAAGCCGGUCUGAAGGAUGGAGGGAUGUUCGAGAUGAGGCUCAAGCUGAAAUGCCUCAGGACACUGGAGUUGGAGUGGCAGCAGUGAUGAGGGACAUCCCCAGGAAGGAGAGACUAAAAACAGGCUCAACCUCUCUACCUGCACCUACAACACAGGUCUCUAAACCGGCUCGUAAAGGUAAAAGCCGUACGCUGGAUAACAGUGACCUGAACAGCCUGUCUGAAGACCUGGGGCUGGCGAGGGAAGCCCAGCAGGGCCAGCGAGGCUCUGCCAAGGACAGGAAGAUGCUCAAGUUCAUCAGUGGCAUUUUCACAAAGAGCAGUUCAGGGGCCAUGGGGCCAUCCUGCACAGCACCUCCAGUUUAUAUCCAGAGAGAUUCCAGUGAGGAGGAAGUAAACAUUGCCAACAGCCAGGAGUGGACAUUGAGCAGAUCCAUCCCAGAGCUGAGACUGGGUGUUCUCGGAAGUCUAAAAAGUGGAAAGUCAGCGCUAGUGAACAGAUACAUCACUGGCAGUUAUGCAGCAAUUGAGAGGCCAGAUGGUGGAAGGUAUAAGAAGGAAGUGCUGGUGGAGGGUCAGAGUAAUUUAUUACUGAUUCGGGAAGAAGUCGGAUGCCCUGAUGCACAGUUCAGCAGCUGGAUUGACGCAGUGAUCCUCGUCUUCAGCCUGGAGAACGAAGCCAGUUUUAAGGAGCUUUACCAGCUCUACAGCCAGCUCAGUACAUUCCGCCCAGACAUCCCCAUUUUUGUUGUUGGCACACAAGAUAAAAUAAGUAGUACCAAUCCUCGAGUGAUUGAGGAUCAGCGGGCCAGACAGUUGUGUAAAGAUGUUCGUUCCCUGCUGUUUUAUGAGACCUGUGCCACUUACGGCUUCAACGUUGACCGAGUGUUUUCAGAAGCUGCCCAGAAGAUUGUAGCUCAGAAGAAGCAGGUGGCGCUGCAGGCCUGCAAGUCUCUGCCGAACUCCCCCAGUCACUCUGGAGGCUCCACACCGGGAUCAGCAUCCUUCCCUGGACAGGCCAGUAAUGGCCCCAGUAGUGGCUAUGCCUACUCCCUUCCCUCCACCCCAGUGGUGGGUCACAGAGAGCUCCGGGUUGCUCAGAUGGAGGGGGGAGGCAGUACCAGCUCCCGUUCACAGAAGACCAUCACCAGACGGCCCUCCCUCUUCAAGAACCGGGAAACAGAUAAAAAAGCUGGUGAUCCCAAAGGAGAGCGCGGCGUUCCCAUCAAACAGAGCAUCCUGUGGAAGAAAAGUCAUAAAUCUCUGAAUAAGGAGUGGAGGAAGAAAUAUGUGACUCUGUCAAACAACACACUGUCUUAUCACUCCAGCUCCAAUGACUAUACACAGAAUAUCCAUGGAAAGGAAAUUGACCUGUUGCAUGUGACAGUCAAAGUACCUGGGAAACGUCCUCCAAGAGCUGUUGCACCUUCAGGCCCCUCACCUGUCCCCCCAGGUACUUCACCUGGGGUUAAUGGGCUGAGUAAGGAGCUAACAGCAGCUGAUGUCACCAGUACAGUUCCUCAGCUGUGUCCAGCGACUCUGUCUGUGGUCGAUGACCAGUUAGGUGGUUUGUCUCCUCAAGGAGGUGAGAGAGGACUUCAGCGCUGCCCUUCCUCUCUGUCCACUAAAGCACAAAGUGUUGACGGCCUUGAAGGGACAGCUGGUAAUUUUGCUGGGAAAGAUUCUGGCCAGUCAUCUCCCAUGAGUGAUAGGAAGAAGAACAGGAGGAAAAAAAGCAUGAAUCAAAAAGGAGAUGCAGCUGUCGGACAAGCUGAAGCCAAACGCAAAAUGUGGAAAUUAAAGAGCUUUGGUAGCUUGAGAAACAUUAAUAAGACAGAGGAAGAAAAUACAGACUUUAUCAUUGUUUCGUUUACUGGGAAGACGUGGCACUUUGAGGCUCAGAGUCAGGAAGAGAGGGACUCAUGGGUGUCUGCUAUAGAGAACCAGAUCCUCGCCAGCCUCCAGUCCUACGACAGUGGCAGAAACAAGGCUCGGAGGAGCAGUCAGAGCGAGGCCAUGGCACUGCAGGCCAUCCGAAAUGCUAAAGGCAACAGUCUGUGUGUGGACUGCGAAGCUCAGAAUCCAACUUGGGCCAGUCUCAACCUUGGAGCGCUCAUCUGUAUUGAGUGCUCAGGGAUCCACCGAAACCUAGGGACUCACCUGUCCCGUGUCCGCUCAUUGGACCUGGAUGACCUGCCGGGAGAGCUCACACAAGUCCUGGCCGCCAUAGGGAACCACAUGGCUAACAGCAUCUGGGAGAGCUGCACCCAGGGCCGAACAAAACCCACACCCAACGCAACAAGAGAAGAACGGGAGUCCUGGAUCCGAGCGAAGUAUGAACAGCGUGUGUUCGUGGCUCCUCUCCAGCCAGUCCCUGGGACCCAACCUCCAGAAGAAGGCAUGCCGGCCCUGCUGCUGUCUGCGGUGACUGAGAGAGAUCUGCCCCGGCUGCUGCUGCUGUUGGCCCACAGCACCAAGGACCAGAUCAACACCCCACUGGGUGGAUCGUCCUCGCUGCCGCGCACGGCUCUGCACGCUGCCUGUCAGCUGGGUGAUGUGGUCAUGACCCAGCUGCUUGUCUGGUACGGAAUCGAUGUGAAAGCAAAAGACAGCCAAGGUCAGACAGCCAUAAUGAUGGCCAAGAAAAGCGGGAGCAAAGGCUGCAUCGAUAUCUUGGUCCAGCAUGGGUGUGCCAGCGAGACGUUGCCCACCCCCGCCACUCCUGUUCUGUCCCGUCGCUCCAGCACUGCCAGUCUGGGUCGAACCAGCUCCAGGAAACGGGUGUCGUAGCGUGCUGAUGCUGCUGCUGGAGGAUGCUCAUAGCUUAAAAACCAUAGGAGGAAGCAAACGUGAGAGGUGUAAGAACUGUACAAGACUGCUGUAUAUCAUAAAAACAUUUUUUCUGAAGACUGAACAACAUAUCAAACAACUUAAAAGCAAUAUUCAAAACAAUCUGUUGAUGACAAACAUCACUGAAAAAAUCCUGUUUAUCUGUCAACUUCAUUUCUAAGUAAGUGAAGUAGAAGUGUAGUAGUCUUCUGUAAUCUGUUCCACUUCCUCCUGAAGAAGUGCAAUAAUCCAGCUGAUGAUGAAGAGCAACAAAUGUUAGUGUGAAUCUUGGGCUCAGAAGAUUUGUUGUGACUGGACCAAAACUGGCAUUUUUUCUUUUGGCUUUACGGAUGUGUCAUAAACCUCCAGUUUGUCAUGUUGCUAGUUGUUCUCCUGCAGUUUUGCUAUUAUAACCGGUUUCUGUGACAAAUCAGCUGAAAUAAUUCUGCUUAAACUACAAAUAUGAAUGUUUGGAUUUUGAAAUAAGUCAGUGUUAUGAUUAAAGAUGACCAAUAUGACAUUUUAUUAUACUGUAAAAGUACCUAUAUAUGUAAUGUUCAACUCUGUAACAAAGACACACAUGAAGAGACCAACACAGUUUUGUAAAUGAUUUCUUACCAAUAGUUUUAAAAAUCUAAUGUUUGUUUUUCAUUUUCUUAUUCUACAUUUCAUAGAGCAGUGAACAGAUGGUUUUAUGUACGUAAACAUGUGUUAAAGUGUUAUCUGAGAUGACCGAGACACCACAGGAAGAUGUUCUUCACAUUACUAUUACUGAUGCGAGGGUCAAUCCUGUGAGCUCAAAGCAGUUGUGCUGUCUCCUCUGACACUUUGUGGGUCGUGUGAAUUCCUCAUGAGUUAAAAAACAUCACAAUAAAUUUUUUUAUUUGCAUUAA